AACACCCUUAAAUGGUGUUUAUAUUAGAGAGAUGAUGGCAAAAGUGAGAGUAGUCAUCAUUGGGUUCCUCGCAGCAUGAUUCAAAAUGUAGAGGCAAAGGUGAUUCAAACCGGUUAAAGACAUGGCCUCCUGCACAGACCAUAUGGUGGUGGAAAAGAUGAGCAGGCUGUGUCUUCUCCUCCUCGCAUUCUCUUGCGUCGUAGCUGCGGCGGCCUUCUCAUGGCAGCGCCAUCACCCACACCGACCUGACCGUUUGGCGGCCUCCUCGGAGCUGGUGGACGUCGCAUACCACAUGGGUCCUGUCCUCGCCUCCCCCGCCAACAUCUACACCAUAUGGUAUGGCCACUGGGAGGCGGCUCCGCAAGGCAUCAUCAGGGACUUCCUGCUUUCCCUCUCCUCCCCUUCUCCUUCCCCUUCCAUCGCCGAGUGGUGGCGCACCGUCCGCCUCUACGCCGACCAGACCGGCUCCAACGUCACCGGCAGCUUCGUGCUGGCCGGCGAGGUGCACGACUCGGCCUACUCGCACGGGGCCACCCUGUCCCGCCUGGCUAUCCAGUCCAUUAUCCGGUCCGCCGUCGCCGCGCACCCGCAGCGGCUGCCGCUGGACCCGCACGGCGGGCUCUACCUGGUUCUGACCUCGCCCGACGUCCGGGUGGAGGACUUCUGCAGGGAGGUGUGCGGCUUCCACUACUUCACCUUCCCGGAGAUCGUCGGCGUGACGGUGCCGUACGCAUGGGUCGGGCACAGCGGCUCGCAGUGCCCGGGGAUGUGCGCGUACCCCUUCGCGCUGCCGGACUACAUGGGAGGGGCCAGCAACGCCAACGGCAGCGGCGGUGGCAUCCAGGUGUUGGGAGCGCCCAACGGGGACGUCGGGGCCGAUGGCAUGGUGAGUGUGAUAGCGCACGAGCUGGCGGAGAUGUCGAGCAACCCAUUGAUCAAUGCAUGGUAUGCGGGCAGUGACCCGGCGGCUCCAACGGAGAUCGCCGACCUCUGCAUCGGGGUUUAUGGAUCAGGAGGAGGAGGAGGGUACGUGGGGAGCGUGUUCAAGAGCUCGGAAGGGGAGAGCUACAAUUUGAAUGGCGUGAAGGGGAGGAGGUUUCUCGUGCAGUGGGUGUGGAAUCCUGUGAAGAAGAGUUGUUUUGGCCCAAAUGCCAUUGAUUGAAGUGAAGGGGAGGUGUAAUUUGGGUUGAGAGAAUGGCUUCAAUUCCUCUUUGAGGUACUCUGCUAAAAGAGUUCUUUCCUUUGAUUUGGUUUUA
Molecule: messenger RNA, 1256 nt
Organism: Musa acuminata subsp. malaccensis (wild Malaysian banana)
Lineage: Eukaryota; Viridiplantae; Streptophyta; Magnoliopsida; Zingiberales; Musaceae
Product: protein EXORDIUM-like 7
Source: RefSeq, a predicted model, not a curated record